Stylophora pistillata is the source of this 8692-nucleotide messenger RNA. Its product is annotated as NFX1-type zinc finger-containing protein 1. Gene Ontology annotation, molecular function: helicase activity; zinc ion binding. Gene Ontology annotation, cellular component: nucleus; nuclear RNA-directed RNA polymerase complex. Gene Ontology annotation, biological process: regulatory ncRNA-mediated heterochromatin formation. Lineage: Eukaryota; Metazoa; Cnidaria; Anthozoa; Scleractinia; Pocilloporidae. The record is from RefSeq and is a predicted model, not a curated record.
GUGAGGUUUCAAAGAAAGGGGCCGUUGUGGUGAACCGGAUAAUUCUACUUUUUCAUCCCCUAUGAAGAAACGAACGCGGCUGUUACAAGCGCGAUUGCUUACACGGAAGCAAGAAGAAAAGCUGAAGAAGCAUUAUUUGUGCGGUUGAAAUUAUCGAGAUAUUUUCGGUGGUUUUGUGAACGAGAUUGAGAUUCUACGGUGACCUGAAAGGGAUUUUUUUGCUUUCAAGUUCUUCGGAACGUUCCUGUACGCUGCUCGGAAGCAAAUGCGGAAAUGCAAAGCAGGAGGCAGAUAUCCUUGAAGAAGGAUGCUAAAUUUGGCAUAAAGCCUGUAUGCACGCCGAAUAGCUUCGCUUUUGUUUUCGCUUGAAGUUACGCAUUCGUUCGCUUGAUAAACUUAGCUGAACCGGCUUCUCAUAAAUGAAAUUCAUGGUAACUCGUCUACAUAAUGUUUCGUUUUCCGGUGUGAACGAUUUGUCGCGAUAAUGUUCGUAUACCAGAGACGGAUCGAUAGCUGCAGGUUUCUGGCUCCACACAACAUUGAGACAUAUAACUUUGCAGAUUCGUUUUCCUUUUUUCACUUCAUUCACCAAUUGUUAUGUUGUUGAGUGUUUCUAAUAGGUCUAAUGUCACGUGAUGUUACAAUUUCGCACGAUUGGCCUUAAGUGGCAUCCGACCUCUCACUUCAAGGAAAAUCGCAAAACUCGUCAAAAAAUCGUCAAAUUCAAGAAAAUAAUUUACAAUACUAACCUAAAUUAUACAUUUCCCCAAGUUCAACGUCACUUCAAGAUAAUCAACCUAAAAACAAGUUUCUCCAGACGUUUGAAAACUUUGAUUGUUUGUGCAGCCAUUUUGAGUGUUCCAAAGACCAUGAUCCAAUUAGUGUAGUUAGCGAUAUCAACUUCACUUCGUAUCACCUUGUGUUCAUCAUCUUGUGUUCAUCAUCUUCCUUUCUAUUUUCGUCAGUCAUUGUCAUGGGACAAAGUCAAGGGACUUUAGCUCUCUAAAAUAGACUUUGAACAACCUCUGAAGCAUUUUCUGUGAUUAUGAUAUAUUUCAUAUGUAGAUCUGCCCCGGAUCAAUCGCAUUUCUUGUUUUUCCUCUCCUUUUUAUUUCACAGCCUAAAAGUAUUUCAGACACUGACUAGUAUAACACAUGAUUAUAGCAUUAAAUGAAAUGUUUACAACUUGUACGACUGAAACCAUGAGGCGACAUGUUUACCGAUGCAUACUGCUUACAAGGAUGUUCAAAAAUCAUCCACUGACUUCAUUACUGUUGGUUAUGUAAUUUCAUGAACUGAAGUGAAGGCGAUUUGUUUUAAUCUUAAAGUUUUUGUGUCUUUCUUUCACAUUUUAAAUCUGAAUUAUUUGCUCCCAGAGUUUUUUAUUUACCUUUUCUGUUUCUAACAUAACAUCAGAGGGUAAAAUUUAAUCAUAAAGCAUAACUUAUUCUAGAUAAUUUAGAUACUUAUCUGUUCCGUUGAUUUUCAGCUAAACAUGGUCAAGGAAAGAGGGUGCUGGCUUCAAGAGGUUCUGAAAUAUCUUUGACUGAUUUAGGAAAUCGAUACACUCCAUGGAAGAGCUUGUAGCUUUCGGCGGCUAUAGAAGAGGUGGUGGCAGGGGAGCUCGAGGUAGUAGAGGGGGUCCUUGGAGAGGCGGUAGAGGGGGUGCUAGGGGAGGGGGCAGAGGAGGGCGUGGUGGUUAUGGUGCUACAGAAACACGCCGUCCGAUAAGGCUUGGAUUCAAAGCCCUUAAAGACUUACAGAGCAAGACUCCAGAUGAAAUUGUCCUCGAUAUGACAUCGAGUCGAUGCUACCCGGCCUCUGAAUUUUUAUUAAAAGAGCAGACUCCUAUGACAGAUGACGUUAUUGUCUUGAUUGUGAACAUUCUUAGCACAGCGUGCCAUUGCAGCUCGAAGGAGUACCUUAUUAAGCUGCUUAACCUGCUGCCCGGGUCAUUGUUUCUCAACUUACACUUGAGACAAAAUCUGAACAGGCUGUCCGCAAGCAGAAUGGCACCUUCUGAAGUUGCAGACUAUUUAAAAAAUGUGAUAAGAGUAAUGAACGAACUGUUACGAAGAUUUCCAAAUGCAUACGCUGAUUUACCAAUAGCCGAUCUGUAUUGUGGAGCAAUGGUAAUGUCCGAAACAGGGAAGUUGGAGGACGCCAACCUGAUGAAGGAAGCGGGUGAACUAAUGAAAUUAAAAACAGAGAAGGCUUCCGAACUGAAAAGAAAAGAAGACGAGAGGAGACCAGGCAGAGGAAGAUUACAACGAAAUGCCGGUGAGAAUGAUGAAUUAAACCCCCCCAAUGAUUUCCGAGAUCUCAGUGUUAUUCCGACUCAGGAAGACAUUUUGACCGGAGAAAGACCCUUCCUCAGAAGGAACAAAGUUGACGGGAGCUAUCAUAAUGCAGAACAUUAUUUAGACGUGCAGUUUCGGCUCCUCCGCGAAGAUUUCGUGAGGCCCCUUCGUGAAGGGAUUGCCAAGUUAUUAGAACGUAUUGGCUCCGCUAAGAUUGGUGCACUACAGGACAUACGGGUGUAUAAAGACGUCCGGUUGCUGUACCCCUUGUGUACGUCCAACGGACUCCAGUACAAAGUAAAGUUUGACAACACGAAUCUGAGGAAAGUUCGCUGGGAAAACAGCAAGCGACUUAUCUUUGGUUCACUGAUGUGUCUUUCUAAAGACAAGUUUGACAGUUUUGUGUUUGCAACUGUGGCCAAUCGAGACGUCAAAGAUUUAAAACAGGGUAUCGUGGACAUACAGUUCAUCAAACUAUCUGAUAAUGUGAGACUUGGAGAGGGUGAAGUGUAUCAGAUGGUAGAGAGCACUGUUUACUUUGAAGCGUAUCGUCAUAUCCUUGAGGGGUUGAAAGAAGUUGAGCCGCAUGAACUGCCCUUACAGAGAUACAUCGUUAGUUGUGAGGAACAUGUUGAAGCACCGGCUUACUUGAGGAACAGGUUAAGAGGACAAGUAACAUUUGAUCUGACGCCGAUAAUGAGAAAAGGAAAUACGAGUUUCAGCUCAGGAAGCACGAGCUCAUUAAGAGAAUUGAGGGCACGACUUGCGGGUUUGAGUGUCAGGGAUGACGUGCAUAGAGGAACUGACGUUCCACUUCUACAUCUUGCUUACUGGCCAUCGGCAGAAGAUCUGGAACUAGAUGACUCUCAGUACAAGGCUUUGCAGAUGGCGCUGACCAAAGAAUUCGCGGUUAUUCAAGGACCCCCGGGUACUGGAAAGACAUACAUCGGUCUGAAGAUCGCAAAUGUUUUGUUGCACAACAAGUUGAAGUGGGACACUGGUACUGAAUUUCUUGAUGACGAACGUGACGUUGCCCCUCUUGUGUCUGAGCGUCGCCCAAUUCUUGUUGUCUGUUACACGAACCACGCGCUCGACCAGUUUCUGGAAGGAAUCCAAAAGUUUCAUCCCGAGGGGAUUGUGCGGAUUGGAGGUCGGAGUCAGAGUGACACUAUGAAGGCGUGCAGUCUGUCAGAGUUGAAACAUCGCAUGCAUAAGGAUAAAAAAGCUCCCUUGCACAUCAGAAGAGCCUACUACGAUGCUCAUCAAGAAAUGGAUCACACCACGACAAAGCUGCAAGGGGCCGCUGAAGAUCUGAAGAAAUGCUAUGAAAACGUGCUGCACGAAGACGCCCUGCAUCGACGCGUCCCCAGCAUGACCGAUGCUCAUUACGAUUCUUUGAGACAAAUUUUUGCGGGUAGAAGCGGACACAAGGAAGGCGCAAUGUUGUACUGGCUGCAGCUUUCUAUUAAUUCGGCAGAUCCUGGACAAGGAGAUUUAAAGCCGGUUGCUAUGCUCCCUCUCAACAAGCAAAGCGCUGGUGUGGAUGUUAUUUCUCGAGCUGAUUUAGCCAGCCUUUAUAACGUCACGUGGUCCCCAGAUGAGACUGGUUCCUUGCAACUCUCAGGAGCACCUAACUCGUUUGUAAUGAUUCCAAACCAUCCCGGAAGUGACUUAGACACCCGAACAGCAAUCACGCUUUUAUUGGAGGUGUUCCCAACCGGAAACAGAGGAUCAAUUCUGAGCUUUCACGAGGAUGGCUUGGGACUUCAAAUAAGUCAAGAAGGCGUGGUGGAUGGGAAAGGAAUCCUAACAGCACGGUUUGUGUGGAGAGAUAUAACUCAUCCGCCCGCUAUUGAGAAAGCUGUGUUAAAUAUGAACUCCUGGAACUACAUUGGGGCAUCUUAUGAUCAUGAGACUGGCAUUGCACGCCUAUGGCAUGAUGGGAACGACGUAGAAGCAAAGUUUCUUGGCAGGAAACAGGAACUUGCAACUCAGUUUUCUAUCAGGAUUGGAGCCUUAGAAAAUGCUGUACAUGUACGAGGUUUUCGAGGAAGAGUCGCCAACCUUCACAUAUUUGCCGAAUCCCUCGGAAAGGAAAGUGUGAGGGCUAUUGGUGGAAUUGUCUCUCAAGAUGGAGCAGGAGCAGGAGCAGAAGCAGAAGCAGAGGAAGUAGAAGAGGAGGAAGAGGAAAAUGAAAACUCGGACGUGUUGUAUGAGGCGGAUGUUAUGCAGGACCAGAGGGUCUUGGACAUUGAUGACGUCAGAGUGUACGGUUCCAAAGUAAUGCCGGGAGGUGGAAGUUUGAAAGUUUUGGAUCCUUUUGCUUUCAGCAAAGGAGCUGAAGGUGGAUGGCAAAUUCAGAAUCCUGAAAAAAUUAAAAAGAAAUUAAAGAGGACCAUGGUUCUCGAACUGAGCAGGAAAGAUGUCAUGCAAGCUGAGAGAGCGAGAGCGGUUCAAAAUGUCUGGAGUUUGCGCCUCAAAGAUCGGUGGUGCCUGUAUCGCCGAUGGUUGAUGGAUCUGGCGGAGGGAUACCGUCGCACUAUCUCAAUGUUCCAAGAAAAAUUUGAAGAGGGAGCCAAGCGACUGAAGGAUGUAAAAAAUAUGGAAGAUUUUGAGAUACUCAAGAACGCUGAUGUCGUGGGCAUGACAACUACUGGUGCUGCAAAGUAUCGCAAACUUUUGCAAAGACUGCGUCCACGCAUAACGAUUGUGGAAGAAGCUGCUGAAGUAUUGGAGUCACAUAUUGUCACAUCGCUAACUCCCGGAUGCCAACACUUGAUUCUGAUUGGUGAUCAUCAGCAGCUCCGGCCCAAUCCUACAGUUUACGAACUCGCCAAAGACUACAAUCUAGACGUGUCACUCUUUGAGAGAAUGGUGAAGAAUGGAAUGCCUUAUAAACGGUUGCGAUUACAGCAUCGGAUGAGACCUGAAAUUUCCAAAAUGUUGGAGCAUAUUUACUCCAAUCCAAAAUUGGAGAACCACGAAUCAGUGAUGAAUUUUGAGAACAUCAAGGGAGUGGCUCGUAACAUGUAUUUUGUCAACCACGCCGAGAGUGAGGAUUUUUUAGAGGAGGGAAGGAGCAGGUCAAAUGAACAUGAAGCCAAAUUCAUCGCUGCCCUCUGUCGCUAUUUCAUUCUCCAAGGCUACCAAAGAGAGCAGAUCACAGUCCUUACAGCCUACACUGGACAGUUAAUACAGCUCAAAAAGGAGAUGCCCAAAGAUUUUUUUCGUGGAGUUCGAGUCUGUGCGGUAGACAACUUCCAAGGAGAAGAAAACGAUAUAAUUCUUCUGUCUCUUGUUCGAAGCAACGAAGAAGGUAAAAUCGGUUUCUUGCAGACAGAAAACAGAGUUUGUGUGGCGCUAUCUCGGGCAAAGAAAGGGUUUUACUGCAUUGGAAAUAUCAGCCUUUUGGAAACAAAGAGUGAAUUAUGGAGCGGGAUAAUUGACGACAUGCGUGAGCGCGGUUAUGUGGGAGAUGCAUUGCUACUCACCUGCCAAAACCAUCCCCAAAAUGUGAUACAAGCAUCGCGCGGUGAGGACUUCAAGAAGGCACCCGAGGGAGGCUGCACCGUUCCAUGUGCGGCAAGACUCGAAUGUGGUCACGUAUGCGAGAUGGUGUGUCAUCCAACAGACCCAGAGCACAAGGAAUACCAAUGUAAGAAACCGUGCGCUAAGACCAUCUGUCGUCGGAAUCACAAGUGUCGCAGGAGAUGCUAUCAAGAUUGCGGGCCUUGCAUGGAGCUUAUGAUGAAACGUCUACCAUGUGGUCACAUCCAGGAGGUACCUUGCUCCAAAGACCGUUCUGACGUACAGUGCCAGUCACGUUGUUCAAAGAUUCUACCUCGCUGUGGCCAUCAAUGUGCCAAUAAGUGUUGCGAAGAGUGUACUGAGAAGUGCACUGUUGUUACUAAGAAAAGAUGGGCGUGUGGACAUGAAAACGAUGUAGAAUGCCAUGUUAAUCCACGGUACAGUCCAUGUGAGGCACCUUGUGGAGUGAUGUUAGACUGCGAGCACCCUUGUGGCGGUAGUUGCAGUGAUUGUUUACGCGGUCGAGUUCACCAACCUUGUAAGGCAUUGUGUGGCCGCACACUGUUCUGCGGACAUAACUGCUCAGAACCCUGCACCAGAAACUGUCCGCCAUGCAAAGAAAAGUGUGGUAACAACUGCAAGCACAGCAAUUGCGCGAAGAAAUGCGGCGAGCCUUGCGAGCCAUGUAACGAGAUGUGCGUUUGGCAGUGCCCUCAUUACGAGUGUACGAAUUUAUGCGGCGAGUUGUGCGAUCGCCCUAGAUGCAACAGGCCAUGUCCAAAGCUCCUUCGAUGCCUUCAUCCUUGCAUUGGUCUCUGUGGAGAACCAUGUCCAAAUAAGUGCCGAGUGUGCCAAAAGGACGAGGUCACAGAGAUCUUUUUCGGUACUGAAGAUGAUCCAAAUGCUCGAUUCGUUGAACUGGCGGACUGUGGUCACGUGUUUGAGGUGGAAAUGAUGGAUCAGUGGAUGGAUCAGGCCGAAGUAACGGAGGAUGGGAAGCCCGUUGACGUUCAACUCAAGCUCUGCCCAAAGUGCAGGAUUCCGAUUCGUACCAGUUUGAGAUAUGGCAACAUUGUCAAGAAGAUUCUCGCGGACUUCGAAAGAAUAAAAAAGAAAAUUUUACUCAGUAAAAGGCAGCGGGAACUUAAAGUGUCGACACCAAAGGCAAACGUGCUGAAGAUUCAUCAGUUCCCCGAAGACCGGGAAAGAAUUGAAAGAUAUCUCGAAUCUAGGAGUUUGACGGAUGAACAAGUGAAUGUGUUUGAAAAUCAGAUCAACCUGUUGAUUUUCCUUCAGACUCUAAAAGAUAGCAUCGAAAAAGGAAAAGAAGCAGAAGAGGGGAAAGUGAGAGGAUUGGUAUCUAGGUAUCCCUUGUUGAAAACCAAGGAAGAAUUAGACGGUGAAAUCGAUAAGCUCCGAAACCGUGUUAUGAAGGCUCGGGUUCGCUUCAGCGACCAAGAACUGGAAGAGCUCAAAGAAGAAAUGUACAGGACACAGCUUCUUAUCGACUACAAAAUGCUUAGGAUGCAGCUAAACAACCGGGGGAAAACAUUAGGACCUACUGACACCGCAUCCUUAGAUGCUGUUGGAAGAGUGCUGGAUUCUGAAAAGAAAAUUGAACGAAAGCGUCGAGAGCUAUACGGGUCUCUAAUUACGCGGAUCAGACGCGGUCAAAAUCUCGAUGUUUACUACCAGACGGUUACAAAAGAUGAAAAAGAUCUGAUCGUGAAGGCCAUGGGAAUGGCACAAGGACACUGGUUCAAGUGUCCCAACGGUCACAUCUACUGCAUUACAGAAUGUGGUGGAGCGAUGGAAGAGGGCAAAUGUCCAGAAUGCGGCUCGAGAAUCGGUGGUCAUAAUCAUCAGCUGCGAUCUGACAAUCGGUUAGCUAGGGAAAUGGAUGGGGCAAAUUAUGCCGCCUUUUCAGACAUGGCUAACAUCCGAAACUUUGAUCCUCGCGACUUUAUGUAGAUUGAACUUGUUAAGGGUGUUACUUUUGCAGAUUAAUUUAACCCUUCUUUAAAAGUUUAUUUUCCAUUGUUAUUGACUGGUAUUGAAGUGAGGGAAAAUGAAAUUUACUGACUGACCACGUAUGAAAUUAAACCGUUAUCCCAGCAAAGCGCUUGAAAUAGGUAAGGAAUCAAUCCGCCAAAAUGGUAUCAAACUUAAAUUUGUGAGAAUUUUCCUAUUAAAGAUAGGCAGUUAGGAACCAAGGAAUGGCUAAAGCCUUUACCUUCCAGGCUUCGAAAGGCUUGUUGUUUUAUAUUUUCAUCAGUCUCUAGGAGGAUUUUUUUAUUGUUCAUUGUUUUUUAAGUCAUCAAAAGUUGAAGACGAAAAACGAAACAAAUAAUACCUGGAAGUAGCCCAGCCCAUAAGGUCGAAGUUCCAACUUGGUUAAUUGCCUGAGUCCCAUUGUAUCUGCAAAGCGUUAACAAGUACGGGCUUUGAUUGGUUAGAUGGAUUUGGUUUUGCAUUAUUUUUGCUGUUCCAGAUUUAGCAUUGGGCUGAGUUUAAAAUACCAAUGUAAUUUCAUAACUUUUAAUCCUUUUUGGAAGGAGACUGCAAAUGUCCCUGUAAUAGGGACCUUAAGCAAACCACGACGGCGACGGCAACGAGGACGAGGAAAAACUGAAAAGAUCUAAUUAGCAGAACAAUAGCUCGGCACGUGUAUUUUAAAACUUACUACAUUUCUCAGCCGUCCUUUUGCAAAACGAUAACGUGAAAUCAGCAAAAUUUGCGUCGUCUGCGAACGGAAACCGCACCGGCAAAUUAUUGCAAUUUCCAUUUGCAACUCAACGCUACUUUUAUACGUUAUGUUUAGGUUGAGUUGUGGCGCCGUAUGAGAUGGUAAACACAUGCAGCCA